Alternaria metachromatica is the source of this 474-nucleotide messenger RNA. RefSeq lists its product as uncharacterized. The record is from RefSeq and is a predicted model, not a curated record. The coding region runs from base 1 to 474 and encodes 157 amino acids. The transcript has 2 exons. NCBI's taxonomy places the organism in Eukaryota, Fungi, Ascomycota, Dothideomycetes, Pleosporales, Pleosporaceae.
AUGAGACACGAAUGGGGUUACUAUCUGAUGAUGCAUCCUACUGAUCUACAAGAAUACGGGCUUCCGGUCAAGCUUCCGGUCGCUCUGGAAUCUCAAAAACACGUGAGGCGCGCGAGCGAGGCUCUUAUCGUCCUACAGAUACAGCAGCCUCUGAUGGCCUUCCUCGUCAAGAUCUGCCUUGAGCUACUUCCCGACGUAGAAGGUGGUCUGGACGGGUUCAAGGCCUUCUUCCAAGCCCCCGAACAACCCGAGCCCCCCGAAAUAAGAACGACAAAAGAGGAUGGAUGGGACUCGGCUUUCGCACUAGCCCAAGACAUUCCAUAUACCGCCCCACAAUGGGAAGACUUUCUCAAAAUCAUGUCCUCUAUAGCGGCUAGAAUACACGAGUGGAAGGACCAUGCCUGGGCUAUGCGCGAUGAUCCAUCCUAUUUCACUAAUGCUGUUAGCGAGUUCUGUAAGUGCGAGGCGCCGUGA